This is a messenger RNA of Odontomachus brunneus, 4334 nucleotides long. It is a transcript of the gene Inos, whose product is annotated as inositol-3-phosphate synthase 1-B. Bases 414 to 1970 code for a protein of 518 amino acids. NCBI's taxonomy places the organism in Eukaryota, Metazoa, Arthropoda, Insecta, Hymenoptera, Formicidae. The record is from RefSeq and is a predicted model, not a curated record. Gene Ontology annotation, biological process: inositol biosynthetic process; phospholipid biosynthetic process. Gene Ontology annotation, molecular function: inositol-3-phosphate synthase activity. Gene Ontology annotation, cellular component: cytoplasm. The transcript has 8 exons.
UCGCGACCCUUAACGACAGCCGGCGAACACGACUGCGCCGCAUUUACGUUUCGGCAGUCGCGAAGCGCAAGCCGACUACAAUCGUUUCUCUUACGCUGCUCUGUCCGCCGCUUAUUCUCUCUUUUUCUCGAUACGGAGUGUCCGGAAUUGCACAUAAAACCGGCACGAUCCUGUUCCAGAACCCGCCUGUUGCAGUCUUUCAAUACUGAUUCUCCAAUCAGCGGAAUUCAUCGAAUCUCUUCAAAAUCGCGCCUCAGGAUCAGUUCGGGACUUUCUGAACUCGAAGAGCUUCAAUAAAUUCAACGACUGCGGCCUUGUGUCAAGAAUCUUCGGUGCUCUGUCGACGACUCUGUCGUUUUUGAUUCGUUCUCGCUUAUUGCCUUCUGUCGUCAUUGCAUAUUCUCCCGAGGAAGAUGACUGGUCUGAAGGUGCGCGUAGAUUCGCCAAGAUUGCGUUACACGAACGACUUCAUCGAAGCAGAAUACGAAUAUCAGACGACAAGCGUGACCGAGACCGGCGACAACAAUGACGACGGGGAUGUAUACACGGUGAAGCCCACAUCGACGAAAUUACUGAUAAGAACUAUGAUAAAAGUCCCCAAGUUAGGUUUGAUGCUAGUGGGUUGGGGUGGUAACAACGGCAGUACUGUGACAGCGGCCCUGCUGGCAAACAAGCUUAAAUUAUCAUGGGAGACGAAGGAGGGUGUGAAGUUUGCAAACUGGUACGGCUCUCUGACGCAAGCAUCCACCCUUCGACUCGGUAGAUCGAGCAAAAAAGAGGUGUACGCACCCAUGUCCAGCAUGUUGCCCAUGUUGAAUCCGGACGAUAUCGAGAUCGACGGCUGGGACAUCUCUGACAUGAAUCUCGCAGAGGCAAUAGCGCGCGCCAAGGUUUUAGACGUGAAUCUACAGUUGCAGCUGCGACCGCACAUGAUGCACAUGCGUCCACGCAAGAGUAUAUAUUAUCCCGACUUUAUCGCCUCGAACCAAAAUAAAAGAGCGAACAACGUCAUUUCGGGGACCAAGUCGGAGCAAUUGAAGUUGAUCCGCGACGACAUCAUGCAAUUCAAGGCCGCGAAGAAUCUGGACCAGGUGAUCGUUCUGUGGACCGCCAAUACCGAGAGAUUCUCAGAUAUAAUCACAGGUGUUAACGACACCGCUGACAACCUACUGAAGGCGAUCGAAGAGGACCACUCGGAGAUCAGUCCCAGCACUAUGUUCGCUGUAGCAGCGGCUCUAGAAGGAUGUACCUAUAUCAACGGCUCGCCGCAGAACACGUUCGUGCCAGGUGCAUUUGAACUAGCUGAGCGGCAGAACACUUUCAUCAGUGGCGACGACUUCAAGUCCGGUCAGACGAAGCUCAAGUGUGUGCUCGUGGAUUUCCUCGUGUCGGCAGGCAUCAAACCGGUGUCGAUCGUUAGCUAUAAUCAUUUAGGAAACAAUGAUGGUUAUAAUCUGUCUGCACCGCAACAAUUUCGCUCGAAGGAAAUCUCCAAAAGCAAUGUCGUGGACGAUAUGAUAGAGUCCAACAAGAUCCUUUACAAAACCGGAGAGAAACCAGAUCAUUGUGUCGUUAUCAAAUACGUUCCCUAUGUCGGUGACAGUAAGAGAGCCAUGGACGAGUACACGUCUGAAAUCAUGCUUGGUGGCCACAAUACCAUCGUCAUUCAUAACACGUGCGAAGACUCGCUAUUAGCGUCUCCCAUCAUACUUGAUCUCGUGAUUCUCGCUGAGCUCUGCUCUCGUAUCACUUUUAAACAAGCGGACGACACUGGAGAUUUCUCUGGCUUCCACAGUGUCUUGUCAAUAUUGUCUUACUUGUGCAAAGCUCCCCUUGUUCCCCGGGAAACUCCCGUAGUAAAUGCUCUUUUCCGACAACGAGCUGCUAUUGAGAAUAUCCUAAGAGCUUGUUUAUCCUUGCCACCAGAGAACAACAUGUUGCUAGAACACAAGAUCACUUUCGAGAUAUAAAAGAACUAAGAAAGUUGGAUUUGUGAAAGAUUGCCUUAUCAAAAAAAGGAUGCCCGCGAUGUUCUUAAGUUCGGUUUGCGAUCUUUUUAUUCUAAAAGUCCGGCAAAGAAUGAAAAUUUGUUGUGUCGGUCAAAAUCGAAUAGAAGACUAAAAGAGACGAGGAGAUUAGAAGGCAAAAUUUGGCGAGCUACUUUUUCGUGAUUUAAUUUACCUAUAAUGAGGUGAAUUGUAACAUGAAAAUGUUAAUUAACCAGCACUUGUACUUGAAGAUAUAAACUUUGUUAAGUUUAUGGCAGUAUGAGAUGGUUGAAAAAUAAUUCUAAUUAAAAAGAGCAGAAUUUAGUUGAAACAUGAUAUUCCCAUUUAAAAAUAUCCGUUAUGAAAUAAACAGAUUUCUCUUAUUUCGAAGCAGUUUUCGAAGUGUAAUUCCUCAUACGCGCUUUUUGUGUGUUAGAAGAUAAAACUAUAUGUUCCAUAUCUUUGCAAAAUCGUAGAUUAUCGUCACUCGAGUAACAAAAUUAUCAAAUCGUACUUUUUUGUUAAAAGAAUAAGAGAAUGUAAAAAAUGACAUUGCAAUUUCGCAAUUAUAGGCAGGGUACUAAAGAUAAUUCCGCUGAUAAACAAAUGAUAGAGAUUGCAUUUUUGUACCAAUUCUAUAACUUUUUUUUUUCCAUCGAGUACCUUUUCAAGUAUUAGUAUAUUAUCGUCACUUUUGCAUGCCGGAUGAGCUGUUAAAAACUACUUUUAUUGUUUUUUUUCAUAUUAAUUUCUUUCAUUUUAAUAUAAAAGAUAUAUUUCAAAAUACAAAUACUUAACAAAAUAUUUUAUUUUGUUCUGUUAUUAAAAAAGCAGUUGCUUUAAUAACUCAUCCAGUAUGCAUUUUCUCAUUGUAUCAUUCUUUCUCGUUCGGUUCUUGAAUUUAAAGAUCAUUCAAAAAUUUCUAUUUUUAUACAAAUAUACUAAGCAAAACUCUAAUUAGAUUUCUUUUUUUAAUAAUCAUUAAUUACACAGAACCAGAAAAAAAUUGUUAAGUAACUAAUCAGAGCAGGAUUUUUUUAUGGACUGUCGCUCACAAAAAACAAUGCCGUUGAUUAAAUUGCCCCAUCACAUCAGAUUUUAAAGUUAACUUGAAUUUUAUAUUGAAAAAUCAGCGAUUUUUAGAAAAAAAAUGUUAGAAAUUAGAUAAAUUAUGAUAAAUCGCUUGCCAUUAAUAAAAUAAUAAAAAUAGAUGAAUGCUUGUUUUUUAUACAUUAAUUUGUUAAUAACAAAAAAAAUAACAAAAUUAUCUCGCAAAAAAGUUUGGCAUUGUUUUUUGUAAACGAAAAUCUCGAUCUAUCUAUUUUCUGCAUUAUUAAUUAAUUAAAAAUAUUUUAAUUCUCUUUUUCAGUUUGUAUGCUUCGUAAUGAUAAUGUUAUUAAUGUUUUUGCAUUUAACAUAAUUAUUAUUAAACUUGAUCUACAAUGUUCUCUGCUUCCUAUUUCUUUUUUUUUUUUGACACAAACCUUAAUCUAGAAAAAGAUUUAAGUCAGAAAAGACAGAGAACAAGAAACAGGAAGCAAAGAACACAUUGUAAAUUAAGCUUUACUGUCGCAUACGAAAAUGAUAACUUGCAGUAUUAUCGUCAUACAGUCCUUUCGUAAAAAUAUUUAGUGGCGUACACGUCACACAUCGCGAUGAAAGAGACACGCGAUUUCAUCGUUCUUCAAAAGUCGUAUUUUGCCCAAGUGUUUCCUUAUUUUUCUGAUCCUCGAGCACUGGCAUAUGUCGACAUAAGAUACGUGGUUAACGAGGUCUGGAAUGCGUCUCGGAAAAUUUAUAUUUCUCAUUCUUAAGAAAUAAAAAGUAAAUUGUAGAUUAUAAUAUAUUUAUUACGAUUAUAAUAUAUUAUUGUUAAUUAUUGUUAUUUUCUUAAAAAUAAGUUUAAAAUAUCCUUUAAGGUUUUUUAACUAAUCGUGUUUUGAUAUCUAAUCAUAUAUCACAAUGUACUAAUUCAUUUUCUAUUAAUUAAACUUAUUAUUUAUUUUCUAUUAAUUAACCUUAUUGGUCUUAAACUAUAUUACUUAGAGCUUAGAAAUUGAUUACUUGAAUUUUUAUAAAUUAAUACUUGUACUCUUAUUGUAUUUCGCAGCAGAUUUUGCUUACAAUGUGGCUGGAAUUUCUGAAAAUGUUAUGUAACGAAAUAUGAGACAAGUCCUGGUGUUCGAAGAUCGAGAAGCAGUCAGUAGUAAGUGUUUUAACAACGAUGCAAACUCCUCGUUCGCAAAUAUGUAUCGACACUUAGACCUGAAUUUUGUAAUUCUCUUAUAUUUAUGCAGAAUGUAUACAUUCUAUUUUAUAGCGAAUAAAACAUCGAAAGCAAAUCAA